CUCAAAUAACAAUUUUAUCCUUCAUUCAAAAAGAAACAUGGGAGUUUCCCUUUUUUCAUCACUGAAAUUCCCAUUGAUCUUUUUAUCAUUGAUCAAUUUUUGUACAUUUGAGCUUGCAUUGGCAGGCAUAACCAGACACUACCAUUUUGAUAUAAGGUACCAAAAUGUGACAAGGCUGUGCCAUAGCAAGAGCAUGGUGACAGUGAAUGGUCAAUUUCCAGGACCUCGCAUUGUAGCUCGGGAAGGAGACCGUCUUAUAAUCAAAGUGGUUAACCAUGUGCAAAACAACAUUUCCAUUCAUUGGCAUGGCAUUAGACAACUUCAAUCAGGAUGGGCUGAUGGGCCAGCAUAUGUGACUCAAUGCCCCAUCCAAACAGAUCAAAGCUAUGUUUACAAUUACACAAUUAAAGGCCAAAGAGGAACACUCUUUUGGCAUGCUCAUAUAUCUUGGUUAAGAUCAACACUCUAUGGUCCACUCAUCAUACUUCCAAAGAAAAAUGAUCAAUAUCCUUUUGCUAAACCCCACAAGGAAGUUCUUAUCUUAUUUGGUGAAUGGUUCAAUGCAGAUCCUGAGGCAAUCAUAGCACAAGCUCUCCAAACUGGUGGAGGACCAAAUGUCUCUGAUGCAUACACAAUUAAUGGACUUCCAGGGCCAUUGUAUAAUUGUUCUGCUAAUGAUACAUUCAAACUAAAGGUGAAGCCUGGAAAAACCUACCUUCUACGUUUGAUCAACGCUGCGCUGAAUGAUGAGUUGUUCUUCAGCAUUGCAAAUCAUACCCUCAAAGUUGUUGAAGCAGAUGCUAUUUAUGUUAAACCUUUUGAGACAAACACCAUCUAUAUUGCCCCUGGCCAAACCACUAAUGUUCUUCUCAAUACCAAGUCACACUAUCCCAAUGCGGCAUUCUUAAUGACUGCUAGACCCUAUGCCGCUGGCCCUGGACCUUUUGACAACACAACGGUCGCUGCUAUCCUUGAAUAUGAAAUCCCACCAAAUACUCAUCAUUCAGCUUCUUCACUAAAAAAGCAUCCUCUAUUCAAACCUAUUCUUCCUGCAUUUAAUGAUACAUCCUUUGCAACAAAGUUCUCCAACAAACUCCGUAGCCUAGCAAGUGCACAGUUUCCAGCUAAUGUUCCCAAGAAAAUCGAUAAACACUUUUUCUUCACAGUAGGCAUUGGUACUAACCCUUGUCAAAGCAACCAAACUUGUCAGGGACUCAAUGGAACAAUGUUUGUGGCAUCAAUGAACAAUGUAUCUUUCACAAUGCCAACUACAGCACUUCUUCAAUCCCAUUUCUUUGGACAAAACAAUGGAAUUUACACCACUGAUUUCCCAAGUAAACCUUUGAAUCCAUUCAACUAUACCGGCACGCCACCGAAUAACACUAUGGUGAGUAAUGGAACAAAGGUUGUUGUUCUUCCUUUUAACACAAGUGUGGAACUUGUGAUGCAAGACACUAGUAUUCUUGGUGCCGAAAGUCACCCUCUCCAUUUGCAUGGCUUUAACUUCUUUGUUGUUGGACAAGGAUUUGGUAACUACGAUUCAAAUAAGGAUCCACAAAAAUUUAACCUUGUUGAUCCCGUUGAAAGGAAUACAGUUGGUGUUCCAUCUGGUGGAUGGGUUGCUAUCAGAUUCCUAGCAGAUAAUCCAGGGGUAUGGUUCAUGCAUUGUCAUUUGGAAGUACAUACAAGUUGGGGUCUUAGUAUGGCAUGGAUUGUCUUGGAUGGAAAACUCCCAAAUCAGAAGCUGCUUCCACCACCAGCUGAUCUUCCCAAGUGUUAACUUCAACAAAAAAUGACUUCAUUUGUUACUUUUAUCUUCUUUGUAUGUUAAAAAUUAACUGAACCAUUCUAACAUUAGAAACAUCACUUUGUAAUCCUGGCAAUAAAUCAAGGCAUAAUCUUCAACCUGAUAA
Molecule: messenger RNA, 1913 nt
Organism: Medicago truncatula (barrel medic)
Lineage: Eukaryota; Viridiplantae; Streptophyta; Magnoliopsida; Fabales; Fabaceae
Product: laccase-17
Exons: 6
Coding region: 38-1780 (580 amino acids)
Biological process (GO): lignin catabolic process
Cellular component (GO): apoplast
Molecular function (GO): copper ion binding; hydroquinone:oxygen oxidoreductase activity
Source: RefSeq, a predicted model, not a curated record